CUUGGAAUCUUCUAGUCAAGAGUCGGUGCUGAAGAGAAGGAGAGUUAGUGAACCAAAUGAACAUACCUAAAAAUUAUUUUUCUUAUGCAGAUUACAGUUCUCAACAUUUAAACUAACAUGCUGUAUUAUUUGAAGGUGAAAAUGACAACAUUAACUCACCGGACCCGUCGAACUGAAGUGAGUAAGAGCUGUGAAAAGAAAAUAGAAAGUGAGGAAGACACUAAUCAAGAAAGGAGUCCAGAUAAUGAAGACCCUGGAGACUCUAAGGAUAUCCGCCUCACUCUUAUGGAAGAAGUAUUGCUCCUGGGUCUAAAAGAUAAAGAGGGCUACACAUCUUUCUGGAAUGAUUGUAUAUCAUCUGGGCUUCGAGGAGGCAUCCUGAUAGAGCUGGCCAUGCGGGGUCGAAUCUAUCUAGAACCUCCCACCAUGCGUAAGAAGCGACUCCUAGACAGAAAGGUCCUGCUAAAGUCAGACAGCCCAACAGGUGAUGUUUUGCUGGAUGAAACGCUCAAACACAUUAAAGCAACUGAGCCAACAGAAACUGUGCAGACGUGGAUCGAGCUACUCACUGGUGAGACAUGGAACCCCUUCAAAUUACAGUACCAGCUGAGAAAUGUACGAGAACGAAUUGCCAAGAACCUGGUAGAAAAGGGUAUUCUAACCACAGAGAAGCAGAAUUUUCUGCUGUUCGACAUGACCACUCAUCCAGUGACUAAUACAACAGAGAAACAGCGACUAAUGAAAAAGCUUCAAGACAGUGUGCUGGAACGGUGGGUAAAUGACCCUCAGCGGAUGGACAGGCGAACACUGGCGCUCCUGGUGCUGGCCCACUCCUCCGAUGUGCUGGAGAACGUCUUCUCUUGUCUUACAGAUGAUAAGUAUGAUGUGGCAAUGAAUCGAACCAAGGACCUAGUAGAACUGGACCCUGAAGUGGAAGGGACAAAGCACAAUGCCACAGAGAUGAUCUGGGCUGUGCUGGCAGCCUUCAACAAAUCCUAAAGCCAGUAGGCAGGUUUCUCCUUUUCCUUGCUGGCUGGUGACUGUCAGAGACCCCAUCACUGAGUUUGGCGUGAUAAGAUACUGUCAUCAUUUUCCCUCAUUUUGAAUCAAACGCCUGACUUGAGGAGGACAACCUCAGGGCCUCUCCAUGGGCCAUUGACCUUUCAAACAAACUAUUUCUCCUCGCUUCCACUCUGACUGAAUGAAAGGGGUGAACCCACACACAUCUAAUAAACAUCUCCCAUUUCUGGGUUUAGUUUUAACCAGUGUGCUUCUGGAUAAACAGGAGUUCUUAUGUGGGGAUUAGAGUUUCCCAGCAAGAAAAUGAUGUGAAGGAAAUGAAGAGUGAACCAUAUCUAAUUUUUCUCCAUUAUUCAUGUUUUCUCAGUCUUUGUCUCUCCACCUCUGUUAAACAAUGACGCUUCCUGAAAUCACCAACUCUCUGAAUGAGAGGCAAUGGAAACAAGACUAAUUUUUGAAGCAAAUGGUUCCUGAGAUUAUACCUCCCGCCUGCGAUUUUUCUCAUCUUUAUAUAAUGAAAACAUUCCAAGUUUGAUGACCUGAAUUCCUUAGUUCUAAAGGCCGAAAUGUAGACCACACUCCUUUUUUAGAAGUAUCUUGCUCCUACGUUCAUUAAGUAAGAAAGAGUCUGAAUUGAAAAAGCAACGUGCCUCAGUCACCUCCUUCAUAUAGCCAGCAUUAGAACUUGUAGAGAAGGAGGAAGGCAAUAUGAGACUUCACAUCUUUGAAACCAAGUGUCGGGAUAAACACCUGUCAUCCUAGCACUUUAAGAGAUAGUGACAGCGGGGUUGAGGAUUUAGCUCAGUGGUAGAGUGUUUGCCUAGCAAGCACAAGGCCUUGGGUUCGGUCCACAGCUCAAAAAAAAAAAAAAAAAAAGGAAAAAAAGAAGUGACAGCUAGAUUAGUGAAUUCAGGGCUAGCCUUGGCUAUAUGAGACCAUCUCUCAUUCAAACAUUAAAGAUUUUUCAUCCUUUAGUAUGUGACUGUCCUGUUUUCUCUAGACUACUUUAAAUAUCUCUACUCUGAUGAAAUUAAGGGAAUUGUAAGUUUCAAGUUCCAAAUUACAGCAUUGAGUCUAGAAAUGUAGCCAAACUCCAUAUUUUCAUAGUCCCUGUUUUUAUUUCCUACAUAAACUGAUAAAUUUUCCCUGUACUUAAGGGCUUUGGCAGUAAUUCUGUCUAUAUUUAAUCUAUUGGCACCCUCUAAAUUGUGUUUUCUUUCAACACAGUCAUCCUGGCCAAAUCCUUUAAAAUGUUUUUGCUUCAGUAAAGAGGUUGAAGAGCUCCUAUUUAAAAGGGCAGUUGAAUGUCACCAGCAACAGAUGCAAAGCCUAGGUUCAAGGGUUGUAAAGAGGCCAGCACUGUGUGGUGCAGAUUUCAAGCACCCUGUUGAUCACUGGGGAGAGACUGGCUGUCACACAGUCACUGGACAGAUGACUUGGACUCAUACCAAAUGCUUCUAAUCAGAAAUAAAUUAGUAUAACUUCAUCUGUUUCCCCGAACCUUCCUAGGUCCAUGAAAGGUCUCCAGCUCACUGUUACUGUUUUCAUUUCAUCUGACUCUUAGAUGAGUAGAGAUAGAAGUUGUCAUUUGAGAAGCUAAGUAGAGCCUUAGUCUGGCUCUCUAGAAGGGCAAAAGUCAGCCCAUGUAUUAUCUAGCAGCUCAUCUUAUCUUCCCAUUGGAACAAUUCAUAGUGAAUUGACACCAGGCUUUUCUUUGAAAGCUUCAGCUUGUUUGGGGGAUAGAAGUUGAAUUCUUUCUUGCAACUCUCAGUGUUUACUUUUAUAUGUCCAUACAAUGAGGAUGUCUUCACUUCUAAUCUGUGUAAUGUUCACUGCCAAGCACUCAUUUAGUGUAUAUUGCCUUCAUGUUUCUGUAUAAUAAAGAUCAAUAAUUGUG
Rattus norvegicus (Norway rat) is the source of this 2917-nucleotide messenger RNA. The record is from RefSeq and is a predicted model, not a curated record. NCBI's taxonomy places the organism in Eukaryota, Metazoa, Chordata, Mammalia, Rodentia, Muridae.